CACAACCGCUUCCUUCCAGCAGCUUCACUUCUCUUUUCCACUUUUUGCCUCUAUCCUUACCGACAUUUCACUUUCAAGGUUUUUCCCUGCUCUUACCAAAGCACCUUGUUUUCAGAGGCGACACCAUUGUAAAGGCGACGCCCCUCCUGCUUAUUAUACAAUCCCCCCUCCUUGACAUACAAUUAGCCGGAUUUGCUCUUGUUUCUACUUGCUCCAAGUUCUGAUCCGCACCCAUUAACUCACCUGCCGACCCAAGCUGCAUCUGAGAUACACAGCCAAACACAGACAUAUGGACGCUCACCAGUCGCAGACAAUGUUCCAAGGGCCAGUAAUGAGCGACCCAGACACGACAGCAAUACAGCAAACGCCAUCCAGCGAUAUUGACGCGCUGAGCAACUUUUUAUCGUCGACCACCGGCGCCGACCCGGCAGUGCAGGCGAUGAUCGAUGUCAACGUCAACGGGCAGACCAUGGCAGCUUUCCUCGCAUCCUCUGCGGCAGGCUACCCGGUGGAGGCACAGGUACCAUUGGAAAUCGCGUCGAUCGGUGUAACACCCUCGCAGUCGCUGCAGCCUCCGCAAUUUGGCGACCUGCCGCCAAGCGACGCCGCACUGGCAGCAGCUGCUGCCGCCGGCCUCUCAGCAACACACGCUGCCAGCGGCAUGGCCACAACGCCGCUGCUGUCGCCGAUUGUCAGCAUGCAGGGCCACAGCCCGCUGCUCAACACCACCACCGACAUCGGCUCGCCCAUGAGCCACUCGUUCUCCGGCUUCAACACAUCAUCGUUGAACACCAUGUUCACGGCGCCGCAGCCCAGCUCGUACAGCUCCAGCAGCUUCGGCCUGAACCCCCCAGCCACGUCCAGCGGCAACUUCCUGCUGCCGCCUGGCGCGCGCGACAUGAUGAACCCGCAGUCGUCCGCGGGCCUACUUGGCAAGCGCACGUGCGAGGAAGCCGGGCUGCCGUCGUUCCCGGUCGGUGUGCCACUCAGCAAGCGCGUCAGCAUGCCGAUCUCGUAUGGCCAGACCUCCCUACAUGACGGAGACACUAGCCCCAUGCCGAUUCCGUCCAGCAUCGGCAUCCAGCGUAUCGCCUCAUACCACCCAGGUACCUUGUCGCAGGUACCACGCCCCGGUGCCUUCCAGCCCAUGGCAAACGCCCACACUCCGAGCGCCAAAAUCCCAAUUAGCCGCCUAAAAUCCACUCCCACCUCUACGUCGCUGCCCGUCCAGUCCACGCUCCCUGACGGCUCUGUGCCCACCCACCACCAGCGCAAGGUAGCCCACAAUGCAAUCGAGCGCCGGUAUCGUAACAACAUCAACGACCGGAUUCGCGACCUGCGCAACUCGGUGCCUGCACUGCAGCACAUCCGGCCCAAGAAGAAGGCUGGUGCACACGACGACGACAACUCUGAUGAUGAGGAUGACACACAUAUCGAUGGCGUUGAAGCCGCGACCAAGCUCAACAAGGCCACCAUCCUCGGCAAGGCUACAGAGUACAUCUACUACCUUCGCCGCAACAACGACCAGCUCAAGCGCGAAGCCAUGUACAUGCAGGAGAUCAUCCGCUCGCUGCCCAACGGUGAGAAUAUUCUUAUAGGGCUGCAGCAGAAGGCAAAGGCCGAAUCGGCUGUUGCCUCGGCUCACCUGCAUGUACCAGAGAAGGCCACCGCUAUCGUUGACCGGAGUGCAUCGACAAGGAGUUCGGAGUGAAUGUACUAUGUUUAUACCUGCUUGUCUUUCUCUCGUUCGCUCGUUCGCUCGCUCGCUCACUCUUGCUGCACGGUAUUCUCCUUCGUCGGCGCCUUAUUUAUUUGCUUCUAGCCCUCGUACACACCCCCUCUUCGAGAUCGAGUUAUAUUAUUG
This is a messenger RNA of Linderina pennispora, 1864 nucleotides long. RefSeq lists its product as uncharacterized. The transcript has a single exon. NCBI's taxonomy places the organism in Eukaryota, Fungi, Kickxellomycota, Kickxellomycetes, Kickxellales, Kickxellaceae. The coding region runs from base 332 to 1711 and encodes 459 amino acids. Gene Ontology annotation, molecular function: protein dimerization activity. The record is from RefSeq and is a predicted model, not a curated record.